Diabrotica balteata is the source of this 4574-nucleotide messenger RNA. The record is from the annotation of a GenBank genome assembly. Lineage: Eukaryota; Metazoa; Arthropoda; Insecta; Coleoptera; Chrysomelidae.
GCCAGUUUAAAAUACUCGUGAAUAUUGGCCUUUGAAAAAUAAUGACAUUUGACAAUUUAAAUGGCAAUUAGUCAUCAUUUAUAUGUGUUUUGGUCGAAGUGUUUGGAUAUAAAUAUUUUUGCGAGUUAAAAACUAAAAAGUGCAGAGCAUUGCUGUGGUGAUAACUUUUCUUAAGUUAUAUAAUGAGUGUAGUCUACAUCGAUGGCCGACAUGUCACAAGAAGACGUAAAUUUGUUGAAUUCUUUGGAAAAAUUGGAAUUAGAUAUUAAGUCGAAUAAAAAACCUGUGAACAGUUUCAAACCAAACCCAUUCAUGAGACGGAGACGCUCCAAAUCACUUUCUUCCAUCAAUUUUGGUUCAACAUGCGAUUGUGCAUCAAAACACCAAAGUGUAAAGCAUACUACAUCGUUUAAAAAGCCAAACAAGAAGAUCCUCAGAGAUCCUGUGUUAAAGUUUGUUGAGUGUUCUCAAAAGGGAAAACACUCUAAAGGACAUUCGUCUAAAAAGAAAGACAAACAAUUUGGUGAAAUGUCAAAGCCUACAGAUGAUUUUAAGUCCAUCAUAAACGGUUGUGAACUUUUAAGCAUACGCAAUAAUGAUUCUAAUUUGGACAGGUACUCCGCUCCUAGUUUUUUAAUAGCUCAGUAUCAAAAUAAUACUCAGAGAUCUGAUAGUACAAGUCAGAAUAUUGGUAGCUGUUCACAUCAAGCUAGAAUGAACGUUAAUCCCCCGUGUGAUGUCACAAUCGACGAACUUGCUAGUUAUUUUGAAACAUUUGUACAUAUACCCAAAAAAAUGAGUUCUAUGGCUGAGAUGAUGUAUAUUUAACAACAUUAUAAUAUUUGUGGUUUGAUGUUUAACUGCUUCGAUUCUAUAAUGUUUUAAAUAUGUAGCUGUUGUGAUGAGUAGGUUUAGGUUUUGGUUUUCAAGGUUUUGAUUGGAUUUGAUAGCACUUAAUAUUUUCUGACAAGAGCUCAGUGUAUUUGUUAUUUAAAUAUUAUUAGAACAAGUAUAACGACUACAACAUCAGAUCCCUUUAGAAGAAAAAUUUAGGUAUGUUGGACACUGUGAGUAUAAAAUUCAUAGUGGUAUGAUCUGCAUAACAUUUAUACAGUAAUCGUAAAAUAUGAUGAACCAUAGAGGUGCAUACCUGAAAUAAGAAGAACGUUUAUGGCCUGUAACUCAUGAACUGUUAGUUGAAUAUUUUAGAACAAGAAGUUAACACGUAAUCCUGGAGAUUGAUUAUUCUGAGGAUUAGUUGUUAAUGAUGAUUUAUUGUUUGUCUCGAUUGAAAUUAUAUAUUUUAAAUCUUAACCCUUUAAUCGGCAAUAUUGGUUUUAGGGUCAUUUGGGUGUGGGAAAAACGAAUAUGAGGUCAGUUUGGCGAUAUUGUGUCUGGUUUGGUCGCCAGACUAACAAAUUUUAGACCAUCUUCAGACAGUCUUGUCGUUCAGAAGGAAAAUUUAUGAAAUCAUCAUAAUUUAUUAGUAGUACAAAAAUAAUAUUUUUAUUGAAAAAGGGUACAGUUAAAUAAACAAAAAAGUAUCAGGCUUUGGUGUGAAGCAAUUUUUACUUUUCCUGUUACGCAAAUGAAGGUUGCACUUGGUGCAAAAUGAAUGAGUGUCAGACUUUAUAUACAGUUUGCCAGACUUUUUUAUCCCCAUUCGGGCAAAUGAUUCAAUCCGUCGUAUCAUACACUAUAAACCUCAUGAACAUCUACCGACUGCAGAACUACUAGAUGGCUGUGGAAUGGACGGUGGUCGUCCAACAGGACGUUUUUCAGUAGUAGCACACAGCUCUUUAGACAUGUUCAAUCGAAAUGUUGCAUCGUCAUGUAGAUAUUCCGAUUUUUCUCCACAUUUACACGUCAAUACAGAACGAAUGCAUUAGUAGUCGCCAUGUCCAUUAGAUGGUAAAAAAUUCUGGUGGCUAUGUCCAUUGUUUUGAUACAAAACCUAUUUCGACCCAUAUUAUGAAUCCAUGAGGUCUACACCUCCCAUGUGAGAGUUGUAUUCUCGAAUGAUUUAUAGGCAUCAAACCUCGAUGUAUUUGUUUGCUUUCUUAUCAUAACGAGCCACUUUAGCCGGUUGUGUAACUGAUUGGGUUUUCAAGAAAGGUUUUACUUAAACAUAUGUCGAACAAAGUCAUUAACAUUUUCAGUAUCUUUCCACAAAACUGUGCCCAGAUCGACACCAUAACGCUGAUCCGCAGUAUUCGAUGGGAUAACCUCUUGCUUCUUUUUUUCAAAUUUUCAUCAGUGUCUCAUGGAAAUUUGCGGUUAGGAAUUCGAUUGCUUCUAAUAGUACCAAGACAAAAAUGCCACGAGCUCUUAAGUAAACCAUUAGAGGUAAUGAUGUGUAGAAGUUGUCGAAGAAAUGACAUGAUUCAGGAAGUCUGGCACUGUCUACGAUAACCUGAUAAUAACGUUUCCUGUAACACCAAUAUUUGGGGUGUUGGCAAAAUUAUGAGCACCAGUAUACAUUUCGAACUGAUAUGAAAACCCAUUCGUAUCACAAAUAACUUUACACCCCAUUUGUUGGGUUUAUCUUUUAGGUAUUGUCUAAGAUGGUGGACCAUCUUGGUCGAGCAUGUUUGUUCAUCCACACAUAACCGUGCAUUUUUUGAGAUGCUGUCAAACUGAGCAUUCAAAAUUGUGGCAAUUUUUCGUACUCGAAAGAUAGGAUCGUAUCCUGAUUCACCUUUUCUAAUACGUUGGCUUUCAUCAUUGAACGCAAGAUGCUUUUAAUUGCUUCGAACUUCUUCAAUUUCAUGCAAUAUGGUACGGCUCUGAAUCCAAAUUCAUCGACGGUGAAUUGUGUAUUAAUUUCGAAGUCACGUGCAGCUCGAUUUGUUUCCAACACAAUAAGAUCGACCAAUUCAUCCGUAAAGAAGUAAUUAAAAAACUGCAAUGGCGAAUCUAAUUUAUGUAUUAUGGAAGACCAGUUUUGCCGCGAAAUGCAACCUCGUUCACAUGUAACGGCAUUGAACGUUGACCCCACAGAAUGUUCUUUCAUUCCUGGGAACCCUUUGCAAUAUUUUUUAACACUGAAAGUAAAAAAAAAUCAGUAGUUAUCAUUUUUUUGUUCAUAAUAUGUACAGUCCUUCUCCAGUGAAGCCACCUGCUGAUGUUACCACUCUCAGGCCGGAAACUUUUAAAGUCGGUAACGGUGAUCUCAGUCUCUUCGGUGGUUUGAAUGUAGAUGCAGCUAUUGCUGCUGACGUUGUUGCUAUUGUUGUCAUUUCUACUGAGGUUAUGUCUUCUGAUGUCGAUGCUAAUGAUUCUGCUGCUGUGGUUGGUGGAAAUUCAUCUCUAACCACAAUAGCCGCUUCAGGGGUGAAAGUUUGUGCUAUUGGAAUUAUAGCAUCGGUUGGACUGAGCAAAGUACUAGAUAUUCAGUGAUAAGUUCACAGUCUGUACAAAUGUAGCGAUUAAAUAUAUGUUUUGGAUGCAUUCAUUUAUCAUCUCAUCAUUCACUGUCUACGUCAUCGACAUCUUUAUCCGUAAACGAUUCCAUGGUGUCUAUUACUUCUUUUUCACUUAGAGUAGAGACACCGAAUCCUUUUCCUGCUGCCCAUGCUCUCUUACAUCCUUCUACACAACGUUUACCCUCUAUUUUCUACAUAAAAAUAAUAACCGCACGUUUAGUAGGUAAAAUAAAGACAAAAGAUACGCGUAUUACUAAGAACACAGGAGAAAAAUUUUGCAAUUAAGCAACAAGGCCAUCUGCAGACGGCCUUCACUAAAUGCACGGUAUUUCAAUUCCACUGCUUAUUUCCUCUACACAAUAGCAAAUAAAUAAAUAUACAUAACAACUACUCACCCUAAAAAUGCUCGUGUCUAUUUCUCAACUAGAAAGUACUUUUUAUUAUUUUUUUUUUUGUUGCCUAUAACACAAAUAAUUUUAGCGUUUGAAUCAUACGACUGUCUCAACAUAAAUGACAGCUGCUGUAAAUAAAAUAAAGCUACGACGAUCAAACCGGUACAGUUUGUUUCGUAUGUUCAGUGCCUAUAAACUUCUUUGUCGUUCAGCUCAAUCACACCCGUGAUUGAAAAAUACUUAGGUUAGAGUAAAAACAGUGUGUAGACGAUCUUGUCGAUUAAAGGGUAAAUAGGUUUUGACGAGGAUUAAUACGGACUAUCUUUCUCCAACAAAUUAGUCUUCAUAUGAGUCUGCAGACUAAAAUAAGUCUCCCCAAAUAACAAUUUUAAGGUAAAUGAAGUUAUGGAUAUGUGUUCACCUCAUCGAGUUCAUCUCAUUUGUGGUUUAUUGUAUAAUGAGUAUAUGUAUAUUGUUUUAUUUGACUGUAACAGUUGAUGAUAUAAAUAAAAGAGUCAUAACAAGCAGAAGAUUAAUACUAUAGUAAAGGGAGUAUACUUAUAAAUAAUUAGACAAUUCUAUCAGUUGAAAUUAGAAUCCGAAUUCAUUGUUUAUUACUAUAUAUUGUACAGAUACAUUAGUUUCAUUAUUAAAUCCUUAGUAAAUAUAUAAAAGAGCAAUUAAAUAUUGCAAUUUAACAAUAUGAAAAUUAUUGUUUAAUUUACUUUUUUGUAUAAAAUAAAAAAUUGUAGAAUAU